Molecule: messenger RNA, 1851 nt
Organism: Branchiostoma floridae (Florida lancelet)
Lineage: Eukaryota; Metazoa; Chordata; Leptocardii; Amphioxiformes; Branchiostomatidae
Product: protein PFC0760c-like
Exons: 4
Coding region: 401-1057 (218 amino acids)
Molecular function (GO): calcium ion binding
Source: RefSeq, a predicted model, not a curated record
UACAUUCCCGCGAUGCCGGGACAUCGGAUCGCCUUUCGAACGGAGAGAUGGUUCGGCCCACAUCCCAUAAUUGGCAAGCCUUGCGCUCAGAAUAGUUUCCCACCGCUCUCCGGGCGGACACCAGCAUACUUGCCCUCUAAAAUCAGUGGACAUCGAGUCGUGGACUUCGGGCAAAGGCAGCUAUUACCAUCCAAGAAAUCAUCUUAAAGUUUGUGAGAAAAAAACUGUUCUCUGUCAGGUGAGGUGGUCGUCCUCAACAACCGAGGGAUCUGCUACUCAGGACUAGGGUCGUGCGUCCGUGAGGAUCCGACGUGCAGGCAGAGGACGCCAUACAAGUGACAGGCAUUCCUCCUCCCACCCUCCGAUAUUUUGGGCUGUGCACAAUUUGUAACCGGCAAACAUGAAGCUCAGAUUAAGGCACUUGUUGCUGCUUCUCCUAGGAUUCCUCCUAGUUGUACCUGACGGUAUGGGUGUAAGAGCUCAGGAUGACGACGAUGAUGAUGACGACGAUGAUGAUGAUAUUGAUAACGAUGAUGACGACGACGACGACGAUGAUGAAGAUGGUGAUGAAGAUGAUGAUGAUGAUGAUGAAGAUGAUGAUGAUGGUAUAGAAGACGACGAAGACGACGAAGAUGAUGAUGAUGACGAUGAUGAUGAAGAUGAUGAUGCUGACGCUGAUGAUGACGACGACGACGAUGAUGAUGAUGACGAUGAUGAUGAUGACGACGAUGAUGAUGAUGAUGAUGAUGACGAUGAUGAAGAGGACCACGAGAAAAACUCCCUUUGUAAUUACAUCUGCGAUAGCUGCGACUUCUGUGAAUUCUGCGAUAGAUGUCCCUGCCGAAUCAAUGACGAAGAAGAGUACUGCGACAAGUGCAAGUUCUGCAGAUUCUGUGGCGUCUGUGAAACCUUCUGUGAGAGUUACGGGUGCACGCCUGGGUCAUUCCUGGACAAGUUCACAUCGACUGUCUUCGAAAAAAUCGAUAAACACGUCAUCGACCUUGAUGACGACGACGAUGACGACGACGAUGAUGAUGACGAUAAAGAUGAGCUAUAGAAGAGUCUUCACAUCCUGACUUUAGAGUUUUAUUUCAAACAAACACCAUGAACCCUGGUCAAUGUGAUAUUACAGGAACAAGUAUUGGGAACAUCUUAAUGUCAAGACAUGUCUUCUAUCUGAAGACUCAAAUGACUUAUUGGGAGUUGGUAGAGUCUAAUUCUAUAAGCCAGCAUAUUUAAGGGGAACCCAUUCGUUGAAGACAGCUUUCGAAUAUUUGCAAAAUAUACGGAAUUUCACCAAUCAUAAACUUCUGCCACGAGCAAUUGCCCUCUUUGUGAAAAUGGAAAACAAUCUAGCAUUCAUGGCAAUUUCAACGUCUACCAGGAAGACUUCAGGAUGUAAACAUUUUGAACAGAGUUCAAGUCAGAAUCUUCCUGAAAAGUUUGCAAGUUUUAGUACCCAAGUGGCUAAAUACGACAUCAAAGUAUACUUGCAUUGUGAGCUGAAUCUGAAGGCUGUUGAUUACUCCCCUUUGCUUGAAUUUCCACCACAGGAAAACGUGCUUGAUGUGAAUCUCAGGGCGACUUAUAACGUUAGAAUGCCAGCAGUAUUGUAAGUCACCUAUAGCAAGGCUGCAUGUAAGAAAAGAAGUCAGUAUAGGUACACGGAUUUGACAGUGUUGGUAGAAGGCAUGCUGUAGAGCAGUUUGAUACUGGACCAGAUUCUAAAAGAAAUCGAAGCACUGACUUUCCUGUGAAACAUGCUUCUUGAGGCAGUAUUUCUGUACAUUUUGGUGCUACCUGUGGACUGUUUAUUUUCUGUGUGAAUAAAUGGCACUUUUUACAACUUAA